Batrachochytrium dendrobatidis JAM81 is the source of this 1599-nucleotide messenger RNA. RefSeq lists its product as uncharacterized. Gene Ontology annotation, cellular component: cytoplasm; nucleus. Lineage: Eukaryota; Fungi; Chytridiomycota; Chytridiomycetes; Rhizophydiales. The transcript has 4 exons. The record is from RefSeq and is a predicted model, not a curated record. Gene Ontology annotation, molecular function: histone H3T3 kinase activity; ATP binding. Gene Ontology annotation, biological process: intracellular signal transduction; protein phosphorylation; mitotic cell cycle. Bases 1 to 1599 code for a protein of 532 amino acids.
AUGCUUGGUGGUAAAAAUAGAACCACUACUUUUGGAAAGAGCAAUACCUUGAGAAGAGCAAAUAAUACCCAAGCAAGAAGACAACUGGAACUAUGGGAUGAGCUUCAACAAGAAACACAUCAUCCUGCUCGCAUGGCAACACCAUGCGUGGCAUUGGAUCAUCCAUCGCAAACUCAGUCCAACAGCUUGCCUCGGCAACUCAUACCCAACUCCCAUCUGCCAUCGACUACAGUCAAAACAUCAAAAACUGAGGAUAUUUCAAAAACAGAUGCUGCAUCCUCUACUUGUUCGAGCAAUGCAUCUGCUCAAACGUGUCAAUCAGAGUCCAUAUCCGACCAUUCUCUACGGACCAAUAAACGCCUGCUUGACCAGUUGCACUCGGAUCCUGUAGCUACAGCUCAAUCUAAAACAAUAAUGGAUCCCCUUCAAGAAAUUUUUCAAAAGUUGGAUCUAGCACCAGACAAACUAGAUAUCAAGCCGCAAACCAAUGACGAUCUCGAGCUCAACAGCGCAUCCAAUUCAUCAUUAAAUCAUCUACUCAAUCUAUGCAAUCUAGAAUGUCCUAUUCCAAUGACCCAUUUUGUUUUUGGAGGUGAAUUGAUUGAAAAGAUUGGCGAAGCUACAUAUUCAGACGUGUAUUCAAUGUGGAGGAUGAGCAAAUCAAAUGAAAAGGAAUUGGUAGCAGUAAAGGUGAUACCUGUUGGUCAGACAGACUAUGGCGAUCAGUUGUCCUUGGAUGCAGUGGCUCACGAGAUUCACAUUACUCAAACUAUCUCUAAAACACAACGGACAAAUCAAACUCUAUGCUCGCAUCUCAACUUUGUGGAUAUGGUGCAAGUUAGCGUAUGUACUGGGCCAUAUUCCAAGCAGCUUUUAGAUCUCUGGCAGGAUUUUGACAGUCAAAAAGGUUCAGAAAACAUGUCGCCUAACGAGUAUGCUGAUAAGCAGCUCUAUGUUAUCAUGAUGCUCAAGCACGAAGGCAUAGAUUUAGAACAUACAGCACUUGUCAAAACAGCUGCACAUGUAAAAAGCGUUUUACUUCAAGUUUUGCUUACAUUAGCUCAAGCAGAGCAACAGAUGCAAUUUGAGCAUCGAGAUCUACAUUGGGGGAACAUUCUUAUUAACACAACCUUGCUAAAUUCAAUCGAGUAUUCCCUAUCAACACCCUCGAUCAACCGUACAAUCUCUGUUCCUACAGCAGGAAUCAAGAUUACAAUCAUAGAUUUUGCAUUAUCAAGGCUUGAAUAUGGCAGCGAAUUGAUGUUUAUGGAUCUUGAGCGAGAUCCAGAGUAUUUCACUGGCCCUGGGCCAAAGGAAAAAGAUGGAGAUCUUCAAUUUGAUAUUUAUAGAUUAAUGCGAGAGGCAGUUGAAAAGAAUUGGAAACAGCGGUGCUCCAAAACAAAUAUUUUUUGGAUCCACUACCUCUGUGACAAACUCAAGUGUGUUGCGUUGCCUCGAUCAGCAACACAGAAAAAACUAGAUCGACUUGGCAAACAGGUUUUGAAAUAUAAUAGUGUUUUGGAUAUGAUCUUGUCAGAAAUGACAGACACCAAAAGUAUCUUGUUUUUGAAUACAAAGAAAUGCUCUAGACCACUGUAG